UUGAUUUGACAUCCAAUUGGAAACUUCACCUUGCAGGCGAAAGUCAUCUGUCAGAUGUGUGCGACGUAUGUGCUUUUACUAUCUCUGGAAAUUGAAUAAAAAAAGGCCUCGCGAAUAGUGUGUCGAACGGUAAACGAUUCAGCACAUCGUCAACACAAUGGAGAAUGAUACGGACCCCUUCACACCAGCUCCAGGAAACUGCCUAAUCAAGAUCAACAAAACAGCCAUCAUAACGAACCUAUACGAGGGUAUUCCGGAAACAUUAAUCCUUAACGUAAUUGGCUGGGUUCUUCUUAUCUUACUUUUCACCAUACUCAGACAUCAAGCAUGGGAUUAUGGACGCCUUGCUUUGGUAAAUAGUCAUGGAACGAAAAAACGCUGGACGCAAUUGUUUUAUGCCCACGGCAAAGAUGAACCACAAACGCCUGAUGCGAACCCCCCGAACAAUCAGCCACCAAUUGAUCGCGGCCUAUUUUCAUGGAUGUGGGUAACGUUAAAGUUGAAAAAAGAGGAAAUCCUCGCACAUAGCGGUCCUGAUGCUGUUCAUUACCUGUCAUUCCAACAACAUUUGAUGUUGGUUAUGGCCAUCAUUACACUUGUGUCCAUUGUGGUCAUCUUGCCAAUCAAUUUCCAAGGGACACUGAGCGGUGAUGUAAAUUCUUUUGGCCACACAACUAUAUCGAAUUUAGAACCGCAAUCUCCAUGGCUAUGGGUUCAUGUGUUUGUUGCUAUUGCAUAUGUCCCGUUGGUUGUGUUGAUAAUGCGCCGCGCAUCAGGUCGAAACGCUUUCAAGAAAGCUCCCUGCCGAACUAUAAUGGUCACACACAUAUCAAGCAACGAUCGAAACAAGUCUGAGAUUCGUAACUAUAUUCAGCAGUUAUUUCCAGAUGUUAACAUUGAAGAUAUUCAACUAGCCUUCAACAUAAAGAAACUAACGAAAAAGUAUGCAGAAUACGAACGGUGCGUAGAGGCGAGAAUUUAUUGCGAUAAUAAUCGGGACAGACGAUCUAUCCGGGUCACCCCAGUUUGGUAUUCAUGCAACACAGUGGACGCUUUUGAGUACUAUCAAAAAGAAGAACGGAAUCUAGCGGGAGAAGUAGCGAGGCUUAGAGCAUCAGCGUUGAAUGAACCUUUAGGAAUCGCGUUCAUCACUGUCUCUACAGUAGAGGAGGCUCAGAGUGUUAUACAGCAUUUUCGUCCAGGAACUUACAGGGACUGGCAGUUGGCAUUUGCUCCACAGCCGCUAGACAUUUUCUGGGAGAAUCUGAGUGUAAGCACGCGCAGAUGGUAUGUGAAGUGGAUUGCUGUGAAUUUAUGUUUGUUCAUUGUAUUGUUUUUCCUAACAACACCAGCUUAUAUUGUUAAUCUUCUCGAUUUCUUAUCACUAUCCCAAGAUGAUCAACAGAAAUAUAAAGUUAGCCCAGUAGUAUCGGAAUUCUUGCCAACUUUGAUGCUUUGGACGCUGUCUGCGUUGAUGCCAGUCAUUGUAGCAUAUUCAGACAAAUGGCUGUCACACUGGACCCGUUCACGCCAGAACUACUCAGUGAUGACUAAGACGUUUGGAUAUUUGCUAUUCAUGAUUCUGAUUUUGCCUUCAUUGGGGUUGACUAGUGCCCAAGCUCUUCUUGAGUGGACAGUGCAGGGCAAAGAUCAGUAUCGCUGGGAAUGUAUAUUUUUACCCGAUAAGGGUGCAUUCUUUGUGAACUACGUGAUAACCGCCGCGUUUAUUGGUACUGCUUUGGAAUUAAUUCGGUUUCCUGAGCUGAUUGUUUAUGUGUGGAUGCUAUGUACGGCCAGGUCCCGGGCUGAGAUCCAGUAUAUACGUAAAUCUAUUCUGAUAGAAUUUCCUUUUGGUAUUCACUAUGCUUGGACGGUCAUGGUCUUUACGACAAGUGUUGUCUACAGUGUUGCUUGCCCUCUGAUAAUGCCAUUCGGCAUGGUUUACAUUUGCUUUAAGUAUGUGGUUGACAGACAUAAUCUGUUCUUUGCUUAUGGCCCUAGCAAUAUGGUCAGCCGAAACGGUGGGAAGAUUCAUUCAACUGCGGUAACCAUGACGAAGUUCUCUGUUGUACUACUAUUGACUAUAUUGGCGGCGAUGGCGGCUAUACGUCGGCAAGGAUUCGACGCCCGAGCAAUUGUUCUUAUUCUGUCGCUUUGUAUGUCACUUACUCUAUUUGCUUUUAUGUCGCCAAUCAAACGCUGUACAAUGCGACGCCCAAGUAUUUCCAAUGAUCGUGCUCCUGCACCUCUAUAUGUGGCCGACGUUUUGUUCGCAAGGCAAACCGCUACAACAGACCAUGCCACUUACUCUGGCUAUGGGUCCGACACACGAAUUGAGUUGAAUUCAGAGAAUGGGGGUGAUAAUUCGUCUGUGGAUAUUUAAGAGCUUUGAACUGACAUGUGGCAAUUUGAAGUGCAGUAGAACUCGUAAUGAUUUUUCGAUUCCGGGAGACUUUCAACCUAACAUUACGUAUAAUCCCUAUCGUACAGAAACUCGCAUUGUAUUGUAGACGUUAAAACAUAGACUAUAUGAACGUGUAGUGUUCAAGAUCACAUCAUAAUCUCUCUGCGCUUGCUUCAGAUUAAUGGAGCAUGGAGCAGACGACUCAUUAAUUUUCGCCAUAACGACACCAUCUUAAAUCUCAGCAUCGCAUUGAAGUUUACGAUGCUAUUAUAGUCAUAGAUUGUUGCACCAAAUGCGAUAAUACACCCACAUGACAGUUGAGAAAUUUCUCUAAGCCUAGUUAAUCGCAAAUGGUUAUUUUUAUGGCAUGCAGCCGAACAGACAGUCGAAAGUUCACAAUUUGUAUACACUCCAGCGUUCGGUUGCAUGCUGGAAGCGCAUGUCUCUUCUUAAUUGAAUUCCGAUCCAACGCAAUUCUACUGCAUGAGAAAUAAGCGCAUUGAACUAAGGUGCCUCCAAGCAAGUGUAUUUACGCAUGCAAAGCCUUCUACUCCGGCUGCACUCUGCAUAGUAGCAUAUGCACGUGAGUUUAGUAUUCAAUUUAUAUUCAUCCAAUCGGUAUUACUUUGAUUCGUCUUUUUUAAAUGCAAAUAGUUAUUUAACACGAAAUUGCUUUCAUGUAUUAAAAUGAAAUUCCUAUUAAUAUCCGGCUAAGCCAAGAAUUAGAAAAAAAGUUAGUAAACUUAUCGAAAAGGAAAACGUGGACGAACUUGAAACGACUACACACAUGUAAAAACUGUAAGAGGAAAUAUGAGAUUUUUUUAGGAAAUUUCUCUUGUGAUUUCAUUUCCUAAUUAUUGUAUUUUUUAAAAGUUGUAUAUAUUAUAAUACAUGGUAAGGAUCUAAUUGAUUAAUGUAUAUUUAAUAAAUAUAUUUUAUUUAUACUCUA
Molecule: messenger RNA, 3353 nt
Organism: Hermetia illucens (black soldier fly)
Lineage: Eukaryota; Metazoa; Arthropoda; Insecta; Diptera; Stratiomyidae
Gene: Tmem63
Product: calcium permeable stress-gated cation channel 1
Exons: 2
Coding region: 158-2383 (741 amino acids)
Cellular component (GO): plasma membrane
Molecular function (GO): calcium-activated cation channel activity
Source: RefSeq, a predicted model, not a curated record